This is a messenger RNA of Saccostrea cuccullata (small rock oyster), 2018 nucleotides long. RefSeq lists its product as uncharacterized. NCBI's taxonomy places the organism in Eukaryota, Metazoa, Mollusca, Bivalvia, Ostreida, Ostreidae. Bases 1 to 999 code for a protein of 332 amino acids. The record is from RefSeq and is a predicted model, not a curated record. The transcript is spliced from 9 exons.
AUGAUUUCCUUUUCGUCUAUUGCAGGAAUAUUUUCCUUUCAAUGUGAAAUAAAUUAUUUACCAUUACCAUGGAGAAAGACCAAAUUUACGGCUUUGUGCUCCAUUUGUAUUAAACCUGAGAAUGAUGAGUUCGUUUGCCAGAAAUGCAAUAAAUUUGCUGAAAUAAAAGAAUGUGAGCCGUGUCCUGAAUGUAAUCCUACAACUAUCGUGGCGAAAGAAUGUACAGAAGAGGUAACGCCCGAAACUCAAAGUCCCUCUACAUUUGAAUGUAAGCCCUGCCCUUACUGCAAUACUACUACUAUCGUGCUGAAAGAAUGUACAGAAGAGAUAACACCCGAGACUCGAAGUCCUUCUACAUUUGAGAGUGUAUCUUGUCCAGUAUGUGCUCCCACAGACACCGUACAUGUAACUGCGAACGUAAUUAUAGAAGAAGGAACUUCCAGAACCCAGGAUCAAAGCCCUUCUAGUUUCGAAUGUGCUUCGUGUCCAGAAUCUGGCUCUGCGUCUACUGAGGAGAGGACACUUGCAGAUGAGGGAACUUUUAAAUGGCAAAUACAAUCAAGUUCAGACUUCCUCGGAUAUAUUGGUGCUGCUGUACUGGGUGGAGCUUUCUUUGGGUCCUUCAUCACAGCAUUUGUUUUUAUUGUUCUUCGACGAAGAACAUCAAGACAGAAAAGAGAACCAACAUCGAAUGCACUCCACAAUUUAGCAGAGCGUGACAUUAAUCGCCAGUCGGUCCAAGAUCACGGCAACGAAAGUAGACGAGCAAGCCUCAAGACUAACAAUAAAACGGCAAAAGGCCCUGUGGAAACCACUGAGUUUAUUACAGAAGAAGAUGGAGUGUACAACCAUUUGAAUGCAUCAGAGACCGUUGAUAGAGAUGAGUACUAUGACCAUGCUACAGCAGGUGCCCAGAUUCACUCUGAAAACAAUGAUGAUUAUGAUCAUGCAGGGUCUUUAUUUCUUACAGUUUCAACAGUCGAUGAUUAUGUUGCCUGAAAACAAAGGAAGUAAUACAUGUUCGAUAAAUGUAUGAUUUGAAUAAGAUUUUAAAGGAAUAUUCUUUAAAUUAAUAAACAAUAUGUGAUAUAGAGAUUUUGUCACUAAGUAUUGUGUUUCAGUAUUAUUGUUUUUAUACUGUUUGACAUGAAAGAUAUUUCCACAACCACAUGCACAUUUUAUAUAUAUAUAAUAGAAAUUCUGUUAAUACAGGUAAUUAAAAAAUUUCAUUAAAAUAUUUUUACAAUGACCUCAAAUGAGUGUUAGAAAUGCAUAUAAGUUUUCAAUUAAAAGUAAAAGACUUUUCAUAAUUUUGAUAAAUUUCAACUUCCUGUGAUUUUGUGAUUUCAAACUGUAUUGUUUGGUACGAAACUGGUUUGUAUUAUUUCUCGCUAAACAGCCAUCAGAGGAAUAAGAAGUGCAGUACAACUCUGAUAGCGCACAUUAUGCAAAUUGUACAUUGUAAGUUAAUAUCUUAAACAUAUAGAUUUGCUCGUAAUAAUGAAAUAUGUUUGACAGGUUCAUUUAUUAUUGGCAAAAUUGAUAUUUUGUGCCACUCCAAAAUUAUUCGAAUUGUGCUAUAUGUGCAAAGGAACUUACUUCGUUACAUGUGCAUGUAUUAAGAACUAUCGGACAAUGCACUCUUUACUUUUCUUUUGAAGUUUAAUUUUUUUGUGACGCCAGCCAGAGUGCUUCUCAAUUUAUGUAUUAUUUAUCAGUGAAGAGUGAUAAGCCUUUGAGACAAAUCUUUAAUCUAGGUUUUAAUGUUUGUUGUGGUAGUGAUGGUUACAGAAAAGAAUUAGAGGUACUGUAAGCACUGAGCUCACUAAAUGAUACCCCAUUUCCCAUAUGAUUAUGAUUGCAAAGUACAUAAACAGGCUUUGCUCUAGGAAUGAAACCCGAAAUAAUUGUCAGAUCAAAAAUUUAAACGAAAUUCAAAGAAUUGUGGUCCCCCGCUUUCGGUGUCUUUUUGAAUGAGAUGCUAUUUUUUAUGACGUAUAUAUUGUAUCUAAUAUGAA